AAAUAUUUACAAAGCCUUCAAGCAGACGGGCCAAAUUCACCCACCAAUUUUUUUGAGAUUUUUUUCAGGAAAAACAGAAAACAUGGACACAGAUAUUGACCAGCAACUGAGGGACUACCAAAGAGAGUAUCUGGAUUUCUUUGAUGACAAUGCCGAUCAGGGUGUCUACAAUCAAAAAGUGAGAGAUAUGAUCACCAAAAAUCGCACACGUCUGAUUGUCAACAUCAAUGAUCUACGCAGAAAAGCACCAAAAAGAGCACUAAGACUGUUAACCAGUGCCCAUGAGGAGCUACUAGCUUGCCAGCAAGCCUUGAAGGAAUUCGUCAUCUCAGCAGAUACAGUCUAUGGAAAGGAACAGGAGGAAUUCUUUGUUGGCUUUGAGGGCAGCUUUGGAUCUAAGCACCUGACUCCACGGUCAUUGUCUGCUCGACACAUUGGCAAUUUAGUGUGUGUCGAGGGCAUCGUCACAAAAUGUUCCCUGGUGAGACCGAAGGUUGUUCGAAGUGUUCACUACUGCCCAGCAACUAAGAAGUCAAUGGAGCGGAAAUACACUGAUCUCACAUCACUUGAUGCAUUCCCUAGUAGUUCAGUCUACCCAACAAAGGAUGACCAGGACAAUCCUCUUGAGACUGAGUAUGGUCUGUCCACCUACAAGGACCAUCAGACAUUGACCAUUCAAGAGAUGCCCGAGAAAGCUCCAGCUGGUCAACUCCCUAGAUCUGUAGACAUCAUCACAGACAAUGAUCUGGUUGACAUUUGCAAGCCUGGUGAUAGAGUGCAGAUCAUUGGAACGCUUCGAUGUCUGCCAAGCAAGAAGGGGAGUUAUACAAGUGGCACAUUCAGAACCAUCAUGUUGGCCAACAAUAUCUCCCUCCUGAGUAAAGAGAUCCAGCCAUCGUUUUCUGCUGAUGAUGUGGUCAAGAUAAGAGGGUUUGGCCGCAACAAGAAACAAGAUGUGUUUGAGAUACUGUCGCAUUCUCUGGCACCCUCUAUUCAUGGUCAUGAGUACAUCAAGAAAGCUGUGCUAUGCAUGCUGCUGGGAGGUGUGGAAAAGGUUCUUGAGAAUGGCACCAGACUAAGAGGUGACAUCAACGUGUUGCUUAUCGGUGAUCCAUCUACAGCCAAAUCACAAAUGCUCAGGUAUGUACUUCACACUGCUCCACGUGCAAUCACAACCACAGGCCGUGGAUCAUCUGGUGUUGGUCUGACUGCAGCGGUUACCACUGAUCAGGAAACCGGUGAACGUCGGUUAGAAGCUGGUGCUAUGGUGCUAGCAGAUAGAGGAGUUGUUUGUAUAGACGAAUUUGAUAAGAUGAGUGAUCAGGAUCGGACUGCUAUCCAUGAGGUAAUGGAACAGGGACGGGUUACCAUUGCAAAAGCUGGUAUCCAUGCUAAGCUGAAUGCUCGCUGUAGUGUACUGGCAGCUGCCAACCCCGUGUAUGGAAGGUAUGAUGAGUACAAAACUCCAAUGGAGAACAUCGGACUUCAGGAUUCUUUACUCUCGCGUUUUGAUCUCAUCUUUAUCGUCCUUGAUACGAUGGAUCCAGACCAUGACCGCAAGAUUUCAGAUCACGUUCUGCGAAUGCAUCGCUACCGUACUCCAGGAGAGCAAGAUGGUGAUGCAUUGCCGCUUGGUAGCUCAGUUGACUUCCUAGCAACACGGGACCCUCUUAUAGAAGAGAAGGAUGAUGUAAAACUGGCCAUAUAUGAUAAACAUGAUAACCUUCUCCAUGGCAACAGAAAAAGAGAGAAGUUUGUGAGCAUGGAGUUUAUGCGUAAAUACAUCCACAUUGCCAAGAUGAUUAAGCCUGUCUUAACGAGGGAGGCAGCUGACUGUAUUGCUGAUGAGUAUUCUAAACUACGCAGUCAGGAGCAAGCAGCUAAUAAUGUAGCAAGGACUCAGCCCGUUACUGCUCGAUCCUUGGAGACUUUGAUUCGUUUAGCGACGGCUCAUGCCAAGGCACGCCUGUGUAAGACAGUGGAACUACAAGAUGCAGCAGCAGCAAUUGAGCUUAUACAGUUUGCCAUCUUUAAGAAGGUCCUUGAGAAAGAGAAGAAGAAAAGAAAGAGUGACAAUGAUGAAGAAAUAGAGGAGGAUGAGGGGCAGGAAGCAAUCAACAAAACAAAGAAGAAGAGAAGUAAGAAGCAGAAAGGUGAUCAACCCAAGCAGGGAGAAGAAGGAUUUGAUCCGUAUGACUUUGAUAGCUAUGAAGAGGAUGAGGACGACACGGAAGUUACAUUGAAGUCUCCAGGUGGCGCCCAAGUAGCAGCCGAGAGUAAACCAGUGGAGUUAACCCCAGACAGACUGAAGCAAUUCCGUGCCACCAUUGCCAAGUUGUUUGCGUCUCAGGCAGAGUCUAUACCCCUAGCUGAGAUCAAGAAGGCCCUCGCUAAGGACUACCCAGAGGAGUUGUUCCCGCAGGCAGAGUUAGCUGCUGCCAUCAACGCUAUGCAGGAUGCCAACCAGAUUAUGUUCUCAUCGGGAAUGGUCUAUCUUAUCUAAUUCAAAAGAAUCACCCAAUGAAUAAAAUCUCUUUCAAUCCCGAAGUAAACUGAAGGAACAUUUUUAGCACCCGUUUUAGACAGGUGCACCAGAGUCGAGCCAAACCAAAUAGAUUAGAAGCGACUCUAGGUCAAGCCAAAUACAUUUUGCUUUCAGACAGGUGACUUAACAUAACAUUCAAAUUGGUUUAGCUCAUAACAAGAUCAACGUCUGAAACCAAGGGGCUCCAGUGUUCUGAACGACUGCAACAUAAAUUCUUUCGACUUCUAGCAUGUCCAGUCGCUGUUUCAGAUGUCAAACUUUUCAUGUACUAAAUUCAGUAUUUGGUUCGGUGCGACUCUGGAGCGCCUGUCUGAAACGGAUGUAAGUACCACACUACAUUUUAAAGUGCUUGAUGGGAGGUAGUAUACCAUUCAUCUUAUAUACCGCCCUCUAUUGACAAGUUACAGUGUAUAAUGACACUCGUGUACUAAACGUUAUUUGGACUGAAAGUAACCCAAAGUGUUCUUAAACAAGUCAUGUAGUCAUUGUCUUUUUCCUUUGAGUCUCAAUCUAAUGAGCCCAUAACAGUGCUGGUCAAAUCAACCAGUGUUCUUGCUAUAAAAGUGUUGUUUUAAGCUGAGUCCAAGUUCAAAUCUUUGUUGCAGUUUCAUCCUGAGACAAGAUAGUUAACUUUGCUCGUCUUGAUUGAAUGUAAAUACUGUAGAUAAUUAAUUAGAUUUCCUGGAAAUCCUAAGCACAGAGAGAUUGUACUGAGAGUAUAGGGUUGUGCAUUAGCCAUUUUGAGAUAGGGUGGACACAAUACUAUAACACUGAGGUUUGGGCAAAUCUGUCUGUACACUGGAACCAAAGAGUGAACUCCUAUUGUGGCCACCUUGUCUCAAAAAGGCUAUAGCCGGUUCAUACUACCUGCGAAUGCGAUACGAAUGUUGACGUCACAAAUUCACAACAAAUAACUUUGAGUUGGGCUCAACUCAAAUUGCAAAUAUCACAGCGAAAACAGAGUUGUGACGUAUAAUUCGCAGGAAGUAUGAACCGGGCUUUUUACAUUAAUUUUCUAGCGAAUUUUGUGACUUGCAUUUUUUAAAUGGAAUCAAUUCUGAAGAUUUCAACCCAAAUUGAGAAUCGGAAUUAUAGUGCAGAAUACCAGAGAUUAUUUGUAAUAAUAAUAAUAAUAAUAAUAAUGAACAGGCUGGUACUGACUGUAUUCUCGUCACUUUAUGGAUUAAAUAUAGAAGCUACACAUAUAUAUUUGAUGGUCAAAAGCCCAUAGUGUGGCAUGCCUUUAGUGUUUUCGGCAUACACAGUAAAAUAUGUAUUACAAAUUGUAGGGAAUUAUAAAAAAUGUAUUUUCAAGUUUUAGGGAGUGAAGAUAAUGCACUUUCUGGACCAGUAAAAGGGGACAUCAUAUCCAUUGAAAAGGUUCCUUAAAGGCAGUGGACACUAUUGGUAAUUACUCAAAAUAAUUAUUAGCAUAAAAUCUUAUUUGGUAUAACGG
Asterias rubens (European starfish) is the source of this 4001-nucleotide messenger RNA. RefSeq names its product zygotic DNA replication licensing factor mcm3-like. The transcript is spliced from 19 exons. Gene Ontology annotation, cellular component: MCM complex; nucleus. Gene Ontology annotation, biological process: DNA replication; mitotic DNA replication initiation; DNA strand elongation involved in DNA replication. The record is from RefSeq and is a predicted model, not a curated record. NCBI's taxonomy places the organism in Eukaryota, Metazoa, Echinodermata, Asteroidea, Forcipulatida, Asteriidae. Gene Ontology annotation, molecular function: single-stranded DNA binding; single-stranded DNA helicase activity; ATP binding. Bases 83 to 2503 code for a protein of 806 amino acids.